Messenger RNA from Arabis nemorensis, 1008 nucleotides. The record is from the annotation of a GenBank genome assembly. NCBI's taxonomy places the organism in Eukaryota, Viridiplantae, Streptophyta, Magnoliopsida, Brassicales, Brassicaceae.
AUGGCGAUGAGAGGUGUUGAUUUCAAGUGGUUAGUCGAUUACACAACCGUGUUUAUCUUCCGCCUUUUGAUGUUUGUUGACAAUGGACUUGCUGCUGGACUUGCCUUGGAUUUUGGAAGGCAGCAGCGUGAUUCCCGGUUUUGUGGGAGAGUGGUGGUUUUGUCUAUCUUAGGUUUGCUGCUGUAUCCGUUCCUGUGGGUUUGGACUGUAGUUGGAUCACUAUGGUUUACAAACUCGAGAAACUGUUUACCUGAAGAUGGUCAGAAAUGGGGUUUCCUCAUUUGGCUGCUGUUCAGCUAUUGUGGACUCGUUUGCAUUGCCUGCAUGUGUAUUGUAAAGUGGUUAUCGCGAAGACGAGCACAUUUAUUACGUUCUCAACAGGGAAUUCCCAUUUCAGAGUUUGGUAUUCUAGUUGACAUGGUUAGGGUACCCGACUGGGCAUUCGAAGCUGCAGGACAAGAGAUGAGAAGUAUGGGCCUAGAUGCUGCUACGUAUCAUCCAGGGCUUUACUUGACUCCUGCUCAGAGAGAAGCAGUCGAAGCACUCAUUCAAGAACUUCCAAAGUUCAGGUUAAAAGCUGUCCCAACCGAUUGUACCGAAUGUCCUAUUUGCUUAGAAGAGUUCUAUGUCGGGAACGAGGUUAGGGGUUUACCUUGUGCUCAUAAUUUCCAUGUUGAAUGUAUAGAUCAAUGGCUUCGGUUAAACGUAAAAUGUCCACGAUGCCGUUGCUCGGUGUUUCCAGGCCUUGAUCUCAGUGCAUUAUCCAACCUUCAAAGCACAGAUGCAGAACAACAAUUCUCAAACACUCAAACAACAAUGGAAGCUCGAUACGUAAGAGGCCAAUCUCCAAGCCGGAGCUACUUUCUGAGAUUACAGGGACUUCUUCGUCCUAUACGCUUGGAGAACGCAAAUCCGAGGCUAGAAACCGCUGAUAGGGCUUUAGAGGUGGCAGAGAACGGUGGAGUUCAACCGCUUCCAGCGGAGCUAGACGGCCAAACUAGACGGUGA